AGCGAGCAUCUAACUAUACAUAAGGUUCAGAACAGUUUGACAGCCCUAUAGUAAUAAGGAGUAUGUAUACAAACCUUUUACCUGUCGAAUCAUCUUUGAGGUUGAACUCUCAGAAUACAGAUCUUCUUUUUCCCUGCGUGGACAUUUUGAAUUACCUGGAAAUUGUACUGUUUGACCAAGAAUUAAUGAGACUUGUACAGCUUCUUAAAGCCUUCCUGGAUCUGGACUCCUCCGAAAAGCACCUUUGACAAAACAACUUGUGAGCUAUUCCAGGAUUUGUGUUAUCUUGUGACUUUGGAAAACCCCUUUUUCUACUCUUUGCGUUGAAACAAUUAUUUGUGCUUAUUUUCUGAGAUAGUCCACUGGGUUUAUUUUUGAACCUUGUCCUCAAGAAGAUUACCUUCUGGAUCAAAUCUCGGAACAGUUGCCCUUCUUCACUUGAGUCUCAGCACCUCUCAAAUAAAUCUGUUCCAUUCUAUACAUUUGAGAUCUUGUGGAACUGCUCAUCAAGUCUGGAUGUUUUGACAAUAAUACUUCAUAGGUAAGUGUGCUAUCUUUAAUAUAACAUUUCCAUGGCUCAAUCAGGCUCAUACCCAAACCAAGACCCAUCACACCGUGCCAUCGUCCACAGCCCACUGGGUAUUUGUUCAGACCUGGAUACCCAGAUAAGAAGAGAGGAUGAGGAAGGAGAAGAGGAAGAGGAUGAAGUGGAACUAGCUGAGGAGGUAGGGGAGGAUGUUUUAAUGAUGGCUGAAACAGGAGUGAGGCAAGCCAAUGUAGAAAGUGGACCACAGGGUGAAAGUCGGGAAGUGAGGAUGAUACAAGUGGACCUUGUACCGAAUGGAGUAAUAGGAGAUGGGGAGGAAAGAGGUGACACACUGAAAGAAAAUGGCGAGGGAGGGGAAGAAAAUGUAGAUGAGGAGCAUGCAACAGAAAGAGAAGGUCCAGGCGAGGGUGAGGAAGAGUCUGAAGACACAAUAACAUUGAUUGAAAGUCCAUGUCAAUUAUCGGCAUCCAGCAUUUUUCAUCAAGAGCAAGUAAUAUCAGAAAAAGAAGACAUAAACGCUGAAGAUAAUAAACAAGAGGCAAACAAAGAAUGUUCAGAAACAAUGGCAAAGGAGGAAAAGAUUAAAGAGGGAGGCGACGGUUUAGAAAACCAGAUCGUAUCCAAUGCCACUGAUGCAGAGACUCUUCAAGAAUCCAGUGUUUUUGAAGAUGAGUCAGAAGAGCAUAAGGAGUUUUCCACUGAUGACACAAAUAGUAAUCUUUUCGCUAAUAGUGAAAUGAUGAAAACGCUUGAGGAACAAUCAUCUGAAGUCAUCCCUGCUGCCACAGGCACAGGUGCAUCAGUCGACAGUCAAUGUGAACUUUGCCAAACCACAGUUGAUGCAAAUGGCAACACGAUAGUGGACACGCAGACUAACAAGUUCACCAGUGAAAAUCAAGAUGGAAUGAAAAAUACAGACGAGAUGAACAACCCAGAAAGCGGCAAACCGGAACUUGAGAAAACAAAUAACUAUAUGUGCCAUUGGGAUUCCAUGAAGAUAAAUACUGGUGAUGAGAGACCUAACAACUUCAUGAUAGAUGGCAUGUCCACUUCUGACCAUGUUCUAGAUGUAGGAGGUAAAGAAAACCUAAAUAUAGACAUGCAAGAGUUUUUACCCCCUGAAGGACUAUUAAUGGCAGAAGAACAGAAUGAGGAAACAAGGUUGGGAGGGAUCGACCUGAAGGAGGUAGGGGAAGCACAACAGGUUGAGGUUAAUACUCAGGAUGGGAGAAGAACUUUGGAAGAGGAGAGAAAGACAGGUGAUUUUGCUGUUGGAGAGUUAAUGGGUGAUGGAGAAAUGCAAAAUGAAUCUACUGCUAGCCUUGAAAACCAGUGCUUGGUAGGUCCUCCAGAACAGGCAGUGCAGUGCACACAGGAGGUACCUUCAGACACACAGCAAGCCGUGGAUUUGGAUCAGGUGAUCAAGACCAUUUAUCUGGAGGAAAUAAAUGAAGAUGAGCCCAAUCAGCCAAGAGAAGAAACCACUGAGAAUCAUUCCACAAAAAAUGAUGAUGAUGAUGAUGAUGAUGAUGUUCAGCAAUAUGUUUCAGAGCUCCUCGUAGAAGCAGUGGCAGACUGUUGGGGCAACUUGGGAGAGCAGCCAGUAGAGAAGGUUGUUCUAGAAGAUAAGAAGGUGGCAGGAUCAGUGGAAGAAGUAACAGUGGGGGCUCUAGAGAUGACAGGAGAACCAGUUAUUGUUUUAAACAAUGACACUGAAGACAUAGAGGAGAAUCAGACCACUGUAACCCUUCCUCAAGAUAACAUAAUGAAGACAAAGGAUGGAACGUGUCAAGAGUUAGAAGUCGAGACAGUUAAACUUGGUGAAGAAAAAGCUAAUAAUCAAAAAGAUGAUAAAGGGCAGGAAGAGAAGGACAAGAAGUCAGAAGAUGACAACAGGGCAGUUGAGUCAGAUGGAACAGUCAAAGGGCUGAAGGAAGCAUUGGAGAAUGGGAUCUUGUGUCCUGAGCCACAACCACAGAUGACAGCAGAAGUGCAGCCUGAUAAAGAGAGAGCACCAGAAAAAAAAGACUGGAGGAAAGAUCUAAAAUCAGAGACAAAGGACAUCGACGAAACCAAGGAGGUAAAGACGGAAUGGGUGAAGAAGGAAGCAUCAACGGAGGAGAAACAUCUGCCUUGUAGGGAUGACUGGAUAAAGGAGCUAAAGUCAGUGAUUAAAUAUGAAUCCUUGCCCAAAAAGAAAGACGGACACGUCAAGAGGAAGCGAGUGGUGCUGUUGGAUGAUGGCCAUGCGUACAUGCCACAGUGUGACGAGAUGACUGAGGAGAGGAAAGAGGAGGUGAAACUGAUUUCACAUCGAAGAGUGAACCCUUUGCCUGCUGUAUACAGGAACAGUAGAACAACCCAAGACCAGCACUUUGAGAUUGCACUCUAUGUCAAGGCGGGAAGUGAUGGAGAGAGCAUUGGGAACUGUCCUUUCUCCCAGAGACUGUUUAUGAUCCUGUGGCUUAAAGGCGUCAUCUUCAAUGUCACGACUGUCGACCUCAAACGGAAGCCCGCUGACCUGCAGGACCUCGCUCCAGGAACCAACCCUCCCUUUGUGACCUUUAACGGUGAGGUAAAGGUCGACGUGAACAUGAUCGAGGAAUUCCUGGAGGAGAAACUGACCCCACCGUGCUACCCUAGACUGGCUGCCAAACAUCCAGAGGCAAACACAGCCGGCAUCGACGUGUUUGCUAAGUUCUCAGCUUACAUCAAAAACCCGAAGAAAGACACCAAUGUUGCCUUAGAGAAAGCACUGCUGAAGUCUCUUCAGCGUCUCGAUGACUUCCUGCGGACGCCACUGCCUGAGGAGAUAGACACUUACGCCUCAGGUGACCUGCCUGAAUCCUCCAGGAGCUUCCUAGAUGGGGAGGAGCUCACUCUGGCCGACUGCAACCUCCUGCCUAAACUACACAUCCUCAAGGUUGUCGCCAAGAAAUACCGUGGCUUUGAGAUUCCUGCAGAGAUGACCGGUGUGUGGAGGUAUUUAAACUGUGCCUAUCAGAGGGAGGAGUUCACCAGCACAUGCCCAGCUGAGAGGGAGAUUGAAUUUGCUUACCUGGAUGUUGCAAAGCGAAUCAAAUAAGAGCAAGAGUAGGAAAAGUAGGAAAGAACCUGAAUGACUGUAUCACAGUCACGGAGUACAGUACGUCCUGUAACAAAUAGUUAUGAUAGAGAACAUGAGAACAAGCAUUAAGUGAAUAAUGUUUUGGAAUACUGAUACACUGAAGUGAAAGUUCAGGCUUUAACCCUUAGAACACAUGUUUGUUUAAACAUACAGUUUAUACAGAGGCUAUAAGAAUGUGCAAUAUAGAGUGUUUUAUAUCCUUUUGCUUUUUUCAGCACAACCUAGGCAAUCUGAUGAAACAACUAUAACUAUAUAAAUAGAAGUACUAAAAGUACUCAAAAUGUUUAAAAUUGGACUGACUUUGUGAAAUUUGGAAAUACAUCAGAGUGCAAAGUUCACUUGGCUCGCUUUUAUGAACAAAAGAGAAGAAAAAUGGUCUAAUUUUGUGACUUCUGCGCAAUAAUUGCUCCUUUUAUAUUACUACUAAAAAUGUGAUAUAAAAUGAAUCAUAACUUUGACUCAACCACAAAU
Molecule: messenger RNA, 4145 nt
Organism: Solea senegalensis (Senegalese sole)
Lineage: Eukaryota; Metazoa; Chordata; Actinopteri; Pleuronectiformes; Soleidae
Product: chloride intracellular channel protein 5
Exons: 6
Coding region: 573-3632 (1019 amino acids)
Source: RefSeq, a predicted model, not a curated record